Messenger RNA from Perkinsus marinus ATCC 50983, 2551 nucleotides. Its product is annotated as Aspartate aminotransferase, putative. Gene Ontology annotation, molecular function: prephenate dehydratase activity; pyridoxal phosphate binding. The transcript is spliced from 20 exons. Lineage: Eukaryota; Perkinsozoa; Perkinsida; Perkinsidae. Gene Ontology annotation, biological process: L-phenylalanine biosynthetic process. The record is from RefSeq and is a predicted model, not a curated record. Bases 1 to 2424 code for a protein of 807 amino acids.
AUGGGGAGUAGCAAGGGGAGCAAUAAACCAAUACGUGUAGCAUUUCAAGGGGAGAAGGAGCAUAUAGUGAAGCUGCUAUGUGGUACUAUACAUGCUAAUUAUGAUUUAUUAUUACGUUACAGUGGAUUAGUAUUCAUACUUGGUGAAAUAGAUUUCCCUGUUAAACAUUGUCUAUUAACAAGGAGAAAGAUAGAUAACCCAUCUAAAGUAGAUAGAGCCUAUUCUCAUCCACAAGCUUUAGCACAAUGUGCUCUAUAUUUACGCCAACAUAAUAUUAAAUCUAUUAUAUAUGGUGAUACAGCUGGAGCUGCUAAAAUGUUAUCAAGUAUCAGCAUAAAUGAUGAUGAUGAAGAAGAGGGUAUUAGUGCUGCGAUAAGUAGUAGACUAGCUGCUGAUAUAUACAAUCUACAUGUUGUUGAUACCGAUAUACAAGAUAUAGCUUUUAAUCAUACUAGGUUCUUACUAUUGGGUCACACACCAUCUCCAUUUGUUAAUAUGGAUAAUACUACUAUACCUACUAAGGUUAGUAUAGUAUUCAGAGUACAAGAUACGCCUGGCAGUAUGUAUACAUCUUUAUCAGCAUUCAGUCAUAGGAAUUUACAAUUAACCAAACUAGAAUCAAGACCAGUACCACCUGCUAUGCUCGAUGAUACCACUAAGUACGGUAAAUUUGCCCAAUUCUUAUGUGAUCGAUUGACGAGAGUAUGUGGUGAUACUACGACUUUCAGUGCUACUAAUAGGAAGGAUGGUGAUGAUAGAUGGAGAUCUGAUCAUGCUAAGACACUUGGUAUAAGAUACUAUCCUGAUAUGAAUAUAAAAGCUAUGCUACAUCAUGAGCAACCCGAUAUUAUUGUUAUUGCCACCUCAAUAUUAUCAUUAAAGGAUGUUAUACAUGAAUUAUCAUCAGCAAUCAAGUCAACAACAACAACAACAAGAAGGAGAUCAAAGAAAAACCUACUAAUAGUGGAUGUAUGUAGCGUGAAGGAGUAUCCUAAAGAACUUUUGAAAGAGGCAUUCUUCCAAAAUGAUGAUGAUGAUGAUACAUCCUAUAUUACUACAUCAUUAUCUCAACUACUGGCGUUCCAAAGUAGUUUCCAUAAGGUGAAGGAUAUGUUGCUACUAGAAGACGAUAAAGAUGAUGAAGAAGAAGAUGACGAUAAUAAUGUCGACGAUAUUACCUUAAAGACUAUUCCAUACUCGAACCUAUGUGAUAGAGUACCUUCUAGUACAACUGUUAGACUACAUGCUCAAGCGACAGAAUUAAAGAGAGAGGGUCGAGAUAUACAAGGAGCAUUAGGUGUUGGGGAACCUGAUUUUAAACCACCAAUAGAGAUAACAUCAGCUAUUGCAUCAUCAUUAACAUCAGGAGAAGGGUGCAGAUACUCCCCCUCCAAUGGUAUAUUCAAUCUCAGAAAGGCAAUAGCAGAUGAUCUUCGUAUACGUAAAGGUAUUGAAGGCAUUGAGCCUAAGAAUGUAGUUAUUACUGCUAGUGGCAAGGCUGCUAUUGCUGCUUCCUUUAUGGCUAUUCUUAAUGCUGGAGAUGAGAUAAUAAUACCUACUCCAUGUUGGCCAACAUUCCCAGAUUUGGCUCGUAUGUGUGAUGCUACCCCAGUAUAUGUCCAAAGCAUCUCUCCUCAAUAUGCUAUUACUGCUCAUAGCAUAGCAUCUGCUAUCACUUCCAAGACUAAGAUCAUAGUCUUGAACUCACCGUGUAACCCUACUGGUUAUGUCAUACCCAAGGAUGAAUUGGUACGUAUUGCUGAACUCCUACAACAACAUACCGGCAUUAUGGCUGUAUGUGAUGAUCUUUACGAAAGGUUGGUAUAUGAUGGGGAUAUUCAUUAUACUCUAGCGGGUGUAUGUAGUCCAAUAGUGAGAGAUAGGAUAAUUACGAUCGGUGGAUUCUCCAAAGCAUUCGCUAUGACUGGUUUACGUCUUGGGUAUGCUGUAUGUAGUGAUGAUCGUUGGAUCGAUAGAGCUAUUGGGAAGAUAUUAGGUCAAGUAACAGGUUGUCCAUGCACAGCAUCCCAAAUUGGAGGCGUAGCUGCUUUAUGUGAUGUAUCAUCAUCUUGGCAUAAGGAUAGAUUAGCAGAACUCCAAUAUAAAAGGGAUACACUCUUUGAUCGUCUAAGAAUGAUACCUAAUGUUAUAUGUCCGGAUAAACCCCCAAAAGGUGCUUUCUAUGCAAUGCCUGAUCUGGGGUAUUAUGUUAACAAAUUAAGACACUCGAAGGGAGAUCCUACACUAGGAGUUGCUCAACUCUGUGAACAUCUAUUAUCUUCACAUGGUUUAUCGAUAGUACCUGGAGACGGGUUUUGCACCACACAACCAGUAGUCAGGCUGUCAUAUGCAACAUCGAUCGAGAAUAUUCAUGAUGCCUGCAAUAGACUUCAAGACUUCCUUCUAGUAUUGGAAGCAUCUUAAGUCACCAUCAACACGAAUAAGGACAUAACCGAUGACAUUCAAUAUGGACCUGCAUCCACGUGGAUUUUUUUCAUGUCAACUUGACCUGUAUUGGUGAAGUAUUUCCACGACAUUGUUCUAGACAUAC